AUAGGAAGUGACGUCACUCGCCCGUCUGUAACGGGUGACGCGACGGGGCUUGCUAGUUUUUUACUGUAUUGAUGAAAACGCCUUAGUCGUCGGUCAAUAUGCCUUUUGUCGAUUUAAACAGCAAUUUACCUGCGAGCGCUUUCUCACAAGACUUUGUCAGCAAGUUUGCUUCUUUCACUGCCGCCGUUUUGGGGAAGACUGAUGACAGAAUGAACGUGAUGGUGAAACCAGGCCUGCCAAUGAUGGUCGCAGGAUCCUGCUCUCCAUGUGUGAUGCUGUCAAUCUCUGCUAUCGGAGUGACCGACACCGCUGACAAGAACAAGGAGCACAGCGCUAAGAUCUUUGACUUCCUGACGAGGGAACUCAGUCUGACUGAAGACAGGAUUGUUCUUCAGUUCCUCAGUUUGCAGCCUCACCAGGUGGGAAAGAAGGGAACAGUCAUGAGCUUCCUGUGAAACAUGGCCUGUAAAUAAUCGACUAAAAGACAAUAAAGUUUAAAAUGUGUCAUUUAUCGCACUCUCACUUGUGUGUACACACUCACUAGUUUCUACCAGUGUUUACUUCUUCAUAAAUGGUCCUAGUAUGUGAGUGUGAAUGUUGUCUAUCUAUCUGUGUCUGAGAGGGACAAGCGGUAGAAAAUGGAUGAAUGGAUAAAUGUUCUACUUUGAUAUUUACAAUGGUAAUUUAUU
Molecule: messenger RNA, 689 nt
Organism: Entelurus aequoreus (snake pipefish)
Lineage: Eukaryota; Metazoa; Chordata; Actinopteri; Syngnathiformes; Syngnathidae
Gene: ddt
Product: D-dopachrome tautomerase
Exons: 3
Coding region: 99-455 (118 amino acids)
Molecular function (GO): phenylpyruvate tautomerase activity
Source: RefSeq, a predicted model, not a curated record